AUGGCAGACCUCAGCGGCGAGUGGAUCAUGGACAGCGUCGAAGGUGAUAUCGACAAGGUACUGGAAGACCUGGGUGUCGGCUACAUGAAGCGCACGAUGAUGUAUGGCCUGGGCUACGGAGUGGAUAAGGUGGAGUUUCACAUCACGCAGUCGGGCAGCACUCUGAAUCUGACUGGAAAGUCACCUAUGGGACCGCUGGCUGGAACAUCCUCAGCAAUGGAAAGCUUCGUCGGGAUUGAUGCUGCAUUCAGCUCUGUCUCUCACUUAGUGGAGGUUACCGACCUCGUGUCCUCAACCCUCUUCAUUUGGCAGGUGGAAGUCCGUGCCGUCGAUAGUCAUCUCAAUACCAUCAACCAGUGCCUCAGAGUUGGAGGAGCGAUAUCAGUCUUUUGCACCAAUAUUGGCAUCGCUUGGUUGCACCUGCCACGACCGUGGUGUCUUGGUUGUUUGGCUGUUUGCUGGCCCCAAUGCGUGUUUUUUGGGGUCGUGCUUGUAUUUGGGAUCGGCAGCUUUGACAUGGAUGUGACUUUCUUGAUGGUGCUGCUUGUGUGGGAUGGGUGGUUGUGGCUUAUGCUUUCUAUCACAAGCGCACGCGCGGCCGAUCGUGAACAGCGGCAACUCGCAGCAGCUCAGCUGCCUAUUCUGGGCAGCGCGCUGCCCUUCAUCUUGUCCAAGGAGGACUUGUUGAAAGUUACGGCAGGGCAACAUGCAAGGCGCCGGUGCCUGCGCUGGGUAGAAGACAUCCCCGAUGUGGUCUUGUCCAGCAUCGACAUGUGCUUCUUCGGAGGCUCUUGGUUUGCCCUUUUCGACCUCGUUCUGUCCAUCGCAGUACUUUGCGGCGGCUGCUGCUGCACGCGCAAGCCGCCCAACCGGUCCGAUGACACGUCUCACGACCCGCCAAGUCAGGCUGUGGGAGCGGCGGUGUAA
Symbiodinium natans is the source of this 927-nucleotide messenger RNA. The record is from the annotation of a GenBank genome assembly. Lineage: Eukaryota; Dinophyceae; Suessiales; Symbiodiniaceae.